CACAUGGGCACCAGUGUGCGCUGGAGAUGGCGGUCCCACAGAAUGAACGCACCAGAAGCUGAAUAAAUACUACCGUCAAGACGGUCGUUUCAGGUUUUAAGUACCCCGUAGCUGAGUUUUAUUUUUUAAAAUUGUUUUUACUUGUUGGAAUAAGACAUCAUGGAAGGUGGCAAGCCGUCAUUGGAACUGGUUUACCACGCCGUGCAGGCUCUGUACCAUGACCCGGAUCCCGCAGGCAAAGAGCGAGCCUCGCUGUGGCUCGGCGAGCUGCAGAGAUCGAUGUAUGCCUGGGAAAUCUCUGAUCAGCUGCUCCAACUACAGCGGGAUGUGGAGUCCUGUUAUUUUGCAGCCCAGACUAUGAAGAUGAAGAUCCAGAUGUCAUUCUAUGAACUUCCAGCUGAGACACACAUCGCUCUGCGGGACUCGCUACUGUCCCACAUCCAGAACCUCAAAGAACUCUCGCCAAUAAUCAUCACCCAGCUGGCUCUUGCAAUUGCAGACCUUGCCCUGCAGAUGGCGUCCUGGAAGGGCUGUGUUCACACACUUAUUGAAAAGUAUAGCAGUGACAUCUCCUCACUGCCCUUCUUGAUGGAGAUCCUGACUGUUCUGCCAGAGGAAGUGCACAGCCGCUCCCUGCGGAUCGGGGCCAACCGGCGGGCAGAGAUCAUCGAGGAUCUGGCUUACUAUUCAAGCACUGUUGUCACUCUGCUGGUGUCAUGUGCGGAGAAGGCAGGGAAUGAUGAGAAGAUUUUGAUCAAGGUUUUUCGCUGCCUGAGCAGCUGGUUCAACCUGGGUGUGCUGGACAGCAACUUCAUGGCCAACAACCGGCUGCUUAUUGUCCUAUUCCAAGUGCUGCAGCAGGAUGAGACGCCCACCAACCUGCAUGAGGCAGCAUCCGACUGCGUGUGCUCUUCCCUUUACGCCAUUGAGAACGUGGACAACAACAUGGCGCUGGCCACGCAACUCUUUCACGGUGUGCUCACGCUGGAGACAGCCUACCACAUGGCUGUGGCCCGUGAGGACCUCGACAAGGUGCUGAACUACUGUCGGAUCUUCACGGAGCUGUGUGAGACCUUCCUGGAGACAAUAGUGCGCAGCCCUGGCCGGGGCAUGGGCGACCUGCGUACCUUGGAACUGCUGCUCAUCUGUGCAGGGCACCCGCAAUACGAGGUGGCAGAGAUCUCCUUCAACUUUUGGUACCGCCUGGGGGAGCACCUUUAUAAGACCAGCGACCCUAUGCUCCACGGCAUCUUCAGACCCUACAUCCAGCGACUGCUGCAUGGCCUGGCGCGCCACUGCCAGCUGGACCCUGAUCAUGAAGGCGUGCCAGAGGAUACAGAUGACUUUGGAGAAUUCAGGAUGAGGGUCUCAGAUCUUGUGAAGGAUGUCAUAUUUCUAGUGGGCUCAAUGGAGUGUUUCUCUCAGCUGUACUCUACCCUGAAAGAAGGAAAUCCGCCCUGGGAGGUGACGGAAGCUGUGCUGUUCAUCAUGGCUGCCAUUGCCAAGAGUGUUGAUCCUGAGAAUAACCCGACCCUAACAGAAGUACUGGAGCAGGUGGUCCUGCUUCCGCAGACGGUCCAUAUUGCAGUCCGCUACACAAGUAUUGAACUUGUUGGGGAGAUGAGCGAGGUAGUCGACCGCAACCCACGAUUCUUAGACCCUGUGCUGAGCUACCUCAUGAAGGGCCUGGGGGAGAAGCCGUUGGCAUCAGUCGCAGCUAAGGCACUCCAUAAUAUUUGCUCUGUCUGCCGGGACCACAUGGCACAGCACUUCCAGGGCCUGCUGGACAUUGCUCGAGCCCUUGACUCUUUUGCCUUGUCGACAGAUGCUGCCGUUGGGCUUCUCAAAGGGACUGCGCUGGUGUUGGCUCGACUCCCACUGGAGAAAAUAGCUGAAUGUUUGAGCGACCUCUGCGACGUGCAGGUCAUGGCCCUUAAAAAGCUGAUUUCUCAGGAGCCCAGCAAUGGCAAGUUGUCAGACCCCACAGUGUGGUUAGAUCGGUUAGCGGUCAUCUUCAGACACACAAACCCGAUUGUUGAGAAUGGCCAGAUGCAUCCGUGCCAGAAGGUCAUUCAGGAGAUCUGGCCCGUCCUGUCAGAGACGUUGAACAAGCACCAGGCUGACAACCGCAUCGUGGAGCGUUGUUGCCGCUGCUUGCGCUUCGCCGUGCGCUGUGUGGGCAAGGGCUCCGCCGCGCUGCUGCAGCCGCUGGUCACGCAGAUGGUGAGUGUGUACCAGGUGUACCCCCACUCCUGCUUCCUCUACCUGGGCAGCAUCCUGGUGGACGAAUAUGGCAUGGAGGAGGGCUGCCGGCAGGGCCUCCUGGACAUGUUACAGGCCCUCUGCAUGCCCACCUUCCAGCUGCUGGAGUCCCCCAACGGCCUGCGCAAUCACCCCGACACUGUGGAUGACCUCUUCAGACUGGCCACCAGGUUUGUGCAGCGGAGCCCUGUUACACUGCUGAGCAGCCAGAUUGUCGUACACCUUAUUCAGUGUGCCAUCGCAGCCACCUCACUGGAUCACCGGGAUGCCAAUUGCAGUGUCAUGAAGUUCAUCAGGGACCUUGUCCACACGGGUGUUGCUAAUGAUCAUGAGGAUGACUUUGAGGUACGCAAGCAGCUCAUUUCCCAAGCGAUGGGGCAGCAUGGUCAGCUGCUGGUCACCCAGCUUAUCCAGUCAUCCUGCUUCUGCCUGCCCCCCUACACAUUGCCUGAUGUGGCUGAGGUCAUUUGGGAGAUCAUGCUCUUUGACCGACCGACCUUCUGCCGCUGGCUGGAGAGCACACUCAAGGGGCUUCCCAAGGAGACGUCUGGAGGGGCGGUGACUGUCACGAACAAGCAGCUCACAGAUUUCCACAAGCAGGUCACCAGUGCGGAAGAAUGCAAGCAGGUAUGCUGGGCCAUCAGAGAAUUCACCAGGUUGUUCCGAUAGCCACGCCUCCCUGAUCUCCACCAGGUGACACCAGCUUUGCUACACGGGUUUUAAAAUGAUGGAUCAAGAUGACUGCAGCCGAAAAGGGGAACUUCCAGACGAUGGAUGGGCGGGACUCUGCUGUGGAAAACCAGAAGGAAGAAUCACAGCGCUGGAGAGGCAGGGUGUUGGGCACAUGAGGUGCAGAAGAGGAGGGACCACUCACACCAGACAGUGUGUGGACAGCCUGCUUUCCCAGAAGUCUGUGCUUCCAGGGAGCUUUUCUUCAUAGAAUCCAGACAGACACUUGCCCAGAGUCAUGGGAAGGAAUCAUAGUGGAAAAUAACACAAGGAUGUGCCUGGUAGAAAAGAUACUUUUUUUUUUUUCUUUUUUUUUUUUUUUUUUAAAAAAAAAAAAAAUAUUUUGGACUUACUGUAGAAAUGAACAUUGAAUUUUCUGUGCUGUUAAAAAAAGGAUAAACAGCAAACUGUGACACCAAACCCAAGAACAAGAACUGACCAUCCAUGGGCACUGGUGUGGCUGCAAUGGGAUGACAGAAGUUAAUGAGUUCCAGUGCCACUUUUAGCCUUUAGCUUUUUUUUUUCUUUUUUUUUUCUUUUUUU
Messenger RNA from Scleropages formosus (Asian bonytongue), 3534 nucleotides. It is a transcript of the gene tnpo3, whose product is annotated as transportin 3. Gene Ontology annotation, biological process: protein import into nucleus. The record is from RefSeq and is a predicted model, not a curated record. Gene Ontology annotation, cellular component: cytoplasm. NCBI's taxonomy places the organism in Eukaryota, Metazoa, Chordata, Actinopteri, Osteoglossiformes, Osteoglossidae. The transcript is spliced from 23 exons. Bases 160 to 2931 code for a protein of 923 amino acids.